This is a messenger RNA of Hipposideros armiger (great roundleaf bat), 1609 nucleotides long. RefSeq names its product Purkinje cell protein 4 like 1 (gene PCP4L1). Lineage: Eukaryota; Metazoa; Chordata; Mammalia; Chiroptera; Hipposideridae. The record is from RefSeq and is a predicted model, not a curated record. The transcript is spliced from 3 exons. Bases 64 to 369 code for a protein of 101 amino acids.
CAACUUCUGAGGAAUAGACCACAAAUGCUUUCUCAAGGCAAUCUAAGCGGUGUGGUUUAAUGAAUGCUGCGCAAGUGGACAGAGAAGAGGGACCGACCUGGGAUCAACACCAGGCAGGCCAAGCCUACCCUUCCUGACGGGAUCGCGGUGCGGCUACUCUGCCAGGGCGGGCUUAACACCAAAACAUCCCCAGCGACCAAGCAGGCACCUGGCCCGGAGGAAAAGGGCAAAGCCAGCAGUGCCAAGAAGGCCGAGGAGGAUGAGGAGGUUGACAUCGACCUGACGGCACCGGAAACGGAGAAGGCAGCCCUUGCUAUUCAGGGCAAGUUCCGGCGGUUCCAGAAAAGGAAAAAGGAUGCCAGCUCCUGAGCUGCCAGCCUCGCAGUCACCCUGCUCCUCUCCCCUCUCCACAGCCUGACUCCCAUGUGUCUUUGUUUGUCCCUCUAGCCUGUCGUUAAGGCGAGCUCAACCCUUAUAUGUUGUGUUGUGUGGCCCCUCGAGCCAUCACAGCAGUGGGGGCACAAGGACCAGAGGGAAUGUGAGGGAUUCAGAAGCUGCCACUUGCCCGGGGGCGGGGGGGGGGCAGCUUUUCCCUCGUCAGCACCUGGGCCUGCCUCCCGAGGCUUUGGGGCUGCGAGGAGGAGCCCGGGCAGUGUGAUGGCGGGGAGAGCCCUCCGCAGGGUGCGUGCAGCAGUCACCCCUCAGGUAACAGCCGCUUCGCACCCUCCUGCAGCACCACCUCCAGCUUCCCUCCUCCGAGCUAGGCCACAGUGGGGACCGGACCCCCUUGCCCGGGCGGACCAUGGUCAGGCAGCCUCCCGUCAGUGCCUGCUGAGUGCAUGAGCUCCAGGGAGGGCGCUGGGGCCAAACUGCUUCCUCAUCCGGGUUCGGAGCGUAGGGCAGAGGUAGGGAAGUGGGGGCUCAGGUCGGUGUGGGGAAGAAAGAAGAGUGAGGGGGGCUCUCUGAAGACACAAGCGACUGCUGGGAAAGCGUGUUAUGUCAAGGAUUCUUGGGGCUCUGCUAACCUGCCUACCUCUGAGCCCCCACGUCUAGCCAUCCCCAGAGGCCACCCAAACCAGCGACCCUGUAGUUCCCUCCUGCUCCACUGUGGAGUCAGGCAGGAGAGGAAUACCCGCUCUGUGUGAUUUUAGCAUGUUUCAUAAUUAUAUAAAAAAACCCUCAAGUGGGGUCAUGUAGCCUCUACUUCUGUUUUUUCCUGGGAGGACUGAGUGUCGGCCUGAGCUGGCUGGGGCAGGGGGCGGGGGGUCAGCUGCAUGGACUCCUUGGUGGGAGAGGGGACAGCACUGCCCAGGCACUUCUGCACAGGCAGCAGACGCUGUCUUCAUCUGCUGUGUCACCGCCGCCGGCGGCUCACCUGCUAGAGCCUGUCCCCUCCCGUUCCCGCCAGCUAAGAGCACACGUGGUGUGUAUCCCUCAGAACAAACCCAGGUUUCCUUGCUCCGUGUCCCCGAAUGACUAUGCUGGCCGUCCCUGCUGCUUUGUCCCCCCCACGCACACCUGUUUAUCACACUUAGAGGGAGGAGAAGAUGACUCGGUCACACUGAAGAUGUUAAACCACAAAUUAAAUAAAAUGACGGCUUUCAAGUGA